Messenger RNA from Pocillopora verrucosa, 312 nucleotides. RefSeq names its product histone H4. Gene Ontology annotation, cellular component: nucleosome. Gene Ontology annotation, molecular function: structural constituent of chromatin; protein heterodimerization activity; DNA binding. Gene Ontology annotation, biological process: nucleosome assembly. The record is from RefSeq and is a predicted model, not a curated record. NCBI's taxonomy places the organism in Eukaryota, Metazoa, Cnidaria, Anthozoa, Scleractinia, Pocilloporidae.
AUGUCCGGUCGCGGUAAAGGAGGAAAAGGUUUGGGUAAGGGAGGUGCGAAACGUCACAGAAAAAUCCUACGAGACAACAUUCAGGGCAUAACUAAGCCGGCCAUAAGACGUUUGGCCAGGAGAGGUGGUGUGAAGCGCAUUUCAGGUCUCAUUUAUGAAGAAACUCGCGGAGUUCUCAAAGUUUUCCUCGAAAACGUUAUACGCGACGCGGUGACAUACACUGAACACGCCAAGCGCAAGACGGUGACCGCCAUGGACGUUGUAUACGCGCUGAAACGACAAGGACGCACGCUGUACGGCUUUGGGGGCUGA